This is a messenger RNA of Durio zibethinus, 1902 nucleotides long. Its product is annotated as putative E3 ubiquitin-protein ligase RING1a. NCBI's taxonomy places the organism in Eukaryota, Viridiplantae, Streptophyta, Magnoliopsida, Malvales, Malvaceae. The record is from RefSeq and is a predicted model, not a curated record.
AAUAGAAAAAGAAAAAAAAGCAGUAGCGGUCUCUCCCAUCUCUUUUUUUUUUUUUUGUCGACCCAUGUAAAAAAGGAAAAAAAAGGAAGUGAGCAAUCUCUGGGUCGUCCCCUUCUUCUUCGGGUUGGUGUCUCUGGUAAAAAAUAAAGAAGGCGGAGAAUCAAGAAAGCGAAGGCACCAAUGCCAGCCCAGAAGCGGUCAUUGCCAGAGAAUCUUGACGACGAAGAGUCCAGCCUUCAUCACCAAAACCAUACCAAGCAAUCGCGAACCGAAGAUGACCAAAACAAGGCUGAAGAUGAGACAACGCAACUGGAAGAAGAAAGAGAACCAGAGCAUGAACGACAACAAUACCAGAAACAAGAACCUGAUGGCCAAAAUCACCAAGUACAACUCCAAGCCGCCCACGACGAAGAUGAAGAUGAUUCUGAUGGAAGCCAAUCUUCUAGUUCUCAAGAGAAACCCGAAUUUGUCUUUGUAGAACUUCCAGAAAUUCGUAAAGAUGUUCAAUGUCCAAUUUGUUUAGGAAUCAUAAAGAAAACAAGAACUGUAAUGGAAUGCCUGCACCGUUUUUGCAGAGAAUGCAUUGACAAAUCAAUGCGACUGGGAAACAAUGAGUGUCCUGCUUGCCGUACACAUUGUGCUAGUCGACGUUCUUUGAGAGAUGAUCCAAACUAUGAUGCCUUGAUUGCAGCCUUAUAUCCAGAUAUUGAUAAGUAUGAAGAGGAGGAAUUGGCUUUUCAUGAAGAGGAAAGGACUCGCAAUAAGCAGAUUCAAGCAUCAAUUGCCCAAAUAUUUCAGAGACAAUCAGAAGCACUCGUUAAACGACGAAGUCUUGGCAAAGAGAGCACAGGUUCCUUUAUUACUAGAUCACAACGUAAUCAUCGGAGUGCUCAUCCACGUCGGAGAAGGAACUCUAGAGGGGCUGAGCAUCAAGGAUCUGAAGACAACGAGGAUGAAAAUGAUGAUAAUGGAGGUGAUGAUUCAUCUUCCACCGAUGAGCGCUCCACAGAAGUGAGGCAGAGAAGGCAAAAAAGACGGACUGGAGCUCAGUCAUCCCUGCCUUCUUCAUCAGUGGUAAACUCAGAUGGUGGAUGUGUUGAAAAUGAUACAGAAGUGUCUAGAGACACUAGAGGAAUUUCUCCUGUCUGGAAUCCAGACAUGCUUGCUUGGGGGAGGGGUGGUGCUCGGAGUCACACUCGACAUGGAUAUUCUGGCGGUGGCAGUAGCAAGAGUUCACGUGCUCGCUUAAACAGACUGGUCGAGCACCUCCGGAGCUUGGAGGAAAAUGAUGAUGAGUUGGAUGUUCAUCUCAAGCUUAUUUCGGUGGAUGAACAAAGUACGUCAAGUUUGCAGCAAUCCUACCUUUGUUGUCGGCCCAGCCUGUCAGUUAAGCAGCUAUGCGAAUACAUUGCUCUCCAGACACCAUUGCGAGCUGAAGAAGUAGAAAUAUUAAUGGUAAAAGGACAAUAUAAUACUACUGAUGACUACUCCAAGCCAACUCCUUUGACCUCAGAGGAUGCAGUACGAAUUUUGGAAGGUCAAGAAACUUUGGCAGGGCUUAAGGUCAAGUGCAGUUCCGGAAGAAAUCAUCUGAUUCUAGCAUAUCGGCAGAAGCAAGCUGGCUAGAAAAUUUGGUUCCAGCAAGAAAGAUGUCGUUGACUUGUUAACCUACAGAUGAGUCGUAUGUAAAAUACACCGAGUGGGAGGUGUCUGGUCGUUUGAUGAAACCAUUGUUUGAGUUGCUUUCUUGGUGAUGUAAAAUUUAGGAUAUGGAAUUGAGAUUUUCGAGGAUGGUAGAAUUAACAGUUUAUGUAUACGAAAUUUGUUUUAAAUUGUUUUAUGGAAAGAAAAUAACAUUAGUCUCUGAUUGCCAACACGAGUACAUACAAUUUGCUUUGCCUG